AUGCGAACAGAGUUAAACACAGAAACUGCUUGUACGAAACACGAAAGUCUUGAAUCGAGCUCAAAUUUUGCCGCGGUGAAUAGGCGAGCUAACGUCUCAAACUACGGGGAUCUGUACAUCGUAGGAAGAAUAUGGCUGUUGGCGUUAAAGACCGCCCUGCUAGGGUAUAGUCUAAACAUGAUUCCAGUGGUGAAUGCCGAGGCGCCGCCGCCGCCGCCGAAGAAACCGCCUCCAAUGAAGUAUAAAGAGCUGCCGCUUUACAAAUCCCCGCACAGCGAAUACAAGGAAUACAUCGAGGAGAAAUACAAAUGCCCCGACGCCGACGUGAAGCUGAUGCGACGUCUCCUGCUCCCCUACGUCACGCUGUGCAGGAAGCAAGUGCAGGAGAGCGCUUGCCGAGUGGCUCGAGCGACGAAGGAGACCUGCCAGGGCAUGAGGGCGUCCGUGAACGAGUCGAAGAGGGACUUCAAAGCUUUCAUGAGGGACAGCGAGAACGCGACGAUUAGAAAAGCGGUCGUUGGACUCGGCGCCGCCGUGGGAUACUUGUUGGGCAGUGGGAGGGGCAUCCCCAGACGGAUCUUUUCGACGGCCGCCGGUGCGGCCGCCGGGGGAGCGCUGUGCUACCCCAAGGAGACGGACGAGGCGUUCAGGAGUUUCACCUACUACAGCGGCAAAACGGCGCUCGGCUUGUUCAACUGGACGUGCGGGAAGGAUUUCGGUUGGAGGGAGAGGAUACCCUGCAAAGACGAUCUGCCGGUGGCCUCGGGCAAAAUAGUCCCCCAAUGCUCCCCCAAAAAG
This is a messenger RNA of Iphiclides podalirius (scarce swallowtail), 798 nucleotides long. The record is from the annotation of a GenBank genome assembly. NCBI's taxonomy places the organism in Eukaryota, Metazoa, Arthropoda, Insecta, Lepidoptera, Papilionidae.